Entrophospora sp. SA101 is the source of this 1755-nucleotide messenger RNA. NCBI's taxonomy places the organism in Eukaryota, Fungi, Glomeromycota, Glomeromycetes, Entrophosporales, Entrophosporaceae. The record is from the annotation of a GenBank genome assembly.
AUGAAUGGAAUGCAUAGGUUAAAUGGAAUUGAAGAAGAAGAAAAAGAUCUGAUCAAAGGAAUGAUUAACCUUGAUCAAUCCAAAAGGCCAGAUUCCAAAAAAGUUAUGGUACAUCCAUACUUUUGGCCAGCAUCAAAGUGUGCUGAAUUUUUAUCAGCUGUGUCUGAUAAAAUUGAUGAUGAGAGAAACCCAUCAUCCGAUUUAUUUAAAAAAUUGGAAAAAGAUGGUUGUGCUGUAUUUGGUGCGGACUGGUGCAGGAGGUUGGAUCAAGACUUGAUAUGGCACCUAAAGAAAAAAAGGCCAUAUCAAGGAAAUAGGCUCACAGGCUUAAUGAGAGCUAUAAGAAACAUGAAUCACCACCAUCACCAACUCCCAGACCAUUUAAGAAGGGUAGUUGGAGUUAAAAGCGAAACCAUUAUUAAUUCUUGGAAAAAAGUUGAUAAUUUAGAUGAUUAUAUUAAUUAUGAAAAUAGUGAGGUUAAUGCUGAAUUAGAGUUGCAAAAUAUAAUGAAUGAAUAUUAUAAAGGAUCAAUAACAAUAGAAGACUAUAUUAAUUGUGAUAAUACUUACGAAAUUGAAUCAAUGCCUGGAUUAGAAGAAAUUAUUGCUGUUGGUAACUCUACCAAUUCUCCAGUCUCGCCUGGACCAACCAUUUCUUCUAACGUGUCUAAUGAUGAUUCCUCAAGAGCUAUCGGCUCUUCAUCUGAUCAAUACAAUGAUUCGUCUACUUCUUCCCAGACAACAGAUGGUCAUGAUGUUAAUAGUAGUGCUACGAAUGUGAGUUUUGGCACGUUUGAUGAUUUUAUUUACUCCAUUGAAACAAAUAAUCAAUCUUCCGUCGAAGAAAAUGCUGGUUUAAAAGGCCUUAACGACAAUAUGGACAAAAAUUUUUUUGACAAAGGCAAGACAAAAUUAGAUCAAUCAAAAACAUUCUUUGAUCACGAUAACAAUUUUCCUACAUUUUAUAAUUCGAAAAUCUCCGAGACAGAAGAUUUUAAUGAUUCGUUUGAACCUAAUCAACAAAAAGACCAUUUAUUGUCAUCUGUCGAAGAAAAUGCAAUUCCAAAAAAUCUUGGUGCAAAUAUCAAUAAAAAUUUAUCUGAUAAAGAUGAAAAUUUGUCUUCCCUUGGCGAUUCAAAAGUCCCUGAACACAAUGAUUCAGAAAGUUCGGAUGAUUUGUCUAAUAACGAGUCUAAAAAUAAAAAUAAAACAUUAGAUGACCUCAAAAAAACCAAGGAAGAUAUUUUAAAGAUAAUCUCCAAACGUGAAAAUUCCUAUAAUAAUCCAAAUGAUAAUAUUAGAAGUGGACAAAAUCUUUUGGAUUAUAUUCCGGGAUUAUAUCUUUUGUUAGAUUUAAAAAAAGAUGAAGGAUCAAAUGGUCUCGUUAACAAAAUAAUUAUAUCAAAGGAAUCAUUGGAAAAGUUUUGUAAUGACUUGGCUCCUAGUAGCUUUAAAUCUGCAUCAGAUAUUAAAUAUACAGAACUAAAUAGAGUAUCAUUCCAUCUUGUUGGGUGUUAUGGGAACUAUGAAUUGAUUGCAAAGCUGUUAUUAAUUAAAAAAACUAUUAACCGAAAAAUGUAUAAAUUGCUUGUAUCUUCAAAUAAAACUGGGAGCCCCUCUCUACAUUCAGGAAUUUAUUUGUUGAUUGUGAAUGUUAAUUUAGGUCUAGUAAUUCAUUGGCCUGAACCUGGUUGUUAUGAAGAUAAUGCAACUGAUCAACUAAAAAAAAAUAUGGUUAACUUUCAUAGGAAAUGA